CCAGAAGCCUCUGGAACCCAUGGACUUCCUGGGCAGUCCCUGGCGCAAGGUGCAGUUGCCCUUCUCGGUCAUCUACGUGGCCAAGGGGAAGUCGCGGCCGGAGCUCUCCGCUCGCUUCCUGAUCCGCCACAUGUUCACCGAGGAGGUGCUGGUGAGGAGCAAUGUCUAUGGCAACCUGGAACGUGGCAUGAGCCCUCUGGACUCCAACAAGAUCAAUGCUCUCAGGGACUUCCUUCAGGAGAAUUUCCCUUCCUUUGACCUGAAGGAGACAGGCUAUGACUGGAAGGCCUGCGUGGCUGCCAUCAACAGCACCAUCCGCAGCCUCAGGCACGACUACAAGAAGGCCACAGCUGGCAUCCACUGGAAGGCCCUGGCAGCACCACUGAGCAGGUUCAGGAGUCCUGCCCAGGGCCCUGCACUGCUGAAACCAUUUCAGAGUGACACUAUCAACCUCACAGACUGAAGCUCUCCACCCUCUGGCUCCAAUCUGCCUUCAGCUGGUUGUUACAAGUCCUCCCUGCAAGGCUCUGACCUGGACUUGUGUGUCCGACACUGAGCUUCCAGCAGCACUAAGCUAUUCUUUCAUCAGGCCAAAGUUAGGGUUCCCUGAGUCUGCUGCUAACUCCUCCUAGGAGUGGCAUUUGUGCUCCUCAGAAGUACCUUCCACUGUUUCCUGUAGCAUUGC
This is a messenger RNA of Dryobates pubescens (Downy woodpecker), 685 nucleotides long. RefSeq names its product BEN domain containing 2 (gene BEND2). Gene Ontology annotation, molecular function: DNA binding. The transcript is spliced from 3 exons. The record is from RefSeq and is a predicted model, not a curated record. The coding region runs from base 20 to 463 and encodes 147 amino acids. Lineage: Eukaryota; Metazoa; Chordata; Aves; Piciformes; Picidae.